CUUGGCGAGCUUCCCGACCCGGCGGCCUCCGCAGGACCCAUGGCUGAUUCCUCGCCCGCGCGGUCCCUGCGGGCAGGCGGACCCCGCGCGCCCCGGCCCUCGGCCCCCUCGCCGCCGCCGCCGUCGCGCUCGCUCUCCGAGGCCGAGGAGGCCGAGCUGUCGCUGAGCCUGGCGCGCACCAAGACCCGCUCGUACGGCAGCACGGCCAGCGUGCGGGCGCCGCUGGGCGCCGGCGUCAUCGAGCGCCAUGUGGAGCACCGGGUCCGCCCCGGCGACACGCUGCAGGGCAUCGCGCUGAAGUACGGAGUCUCGAUGGAGCAGAUUAAAAGGGCAAAUAAACUGUUUACCAAUGAUUGUAUAUUUCUGAAGAAAACUUUGAACAUCCCAGUUAUAUCAGAGAAGCCUUUGCUGUUUAAUGGACUUAACUCAAUAGAUUCUCCAGAAAAUGAAACUGUUGAUAGUUUUUCUCAUGAAGAAGACCUGGUAGCGGCUGGGGAAGACCUUUCCCCUCCCAGUCCUCAAGAAUCUGAUGCUCAGCCCAUGCAGCCCGAGGAAGUGUCAGCCAGAGAUUUCCUGCAGAGGCUGGACUUGCAGAUUAAGUUAUCAACACAGGCAGCCAAGAAACUAAAGGAAGAGAGCAGAGAUGAAGAAAGUCCCUUUGCAGCUUCCCUCUAUCACAGUUAGAUGAUCAGGGGGCAUAAUCUAACCUGGGUUAAGAGAUGGUUAGAUCAUAAAGAAACCAACAACUGAUGAUGAUUCAAAAGCAUCCCUUUUGGAUUCUCAUAGCAUACAUCUUUAAAUCACGAUUAAGUAGUUCCACCUAUGGCAAUUGCACUGACGUGACUAGCUCCCUCUGGCUUUCUAUGAUUUUCAGUCUUUAUUAUGGCAUGAUAGCAAAAUUGUAUCUUAAAGCUCAUCACUUUUGCA
Messenger RNA from Eubalaena glacialis (North Atlantic right whale), 927 nucleotides. RefSeq names its product LysM domain containing 2 (gene LYSMD2). The transcript has 3 exons. Lineage: Eukaryota; Metazoa; Chordata; Mammalia; Artiodactyla; Balaenidae. Bases 40 to 684 code for a protein of 214 amino acids. The record is from RefSeq and is a predicted model, not a curated record.